AUGGCAGUCCGCUCGCUAUUUAGUCUGGUUUCCCUAAUCAUCCUCGCCGGAGGCCUUCUGUUCAUGUUCUUCAUCUUGCUGGCUGGCGCAGUUCAAGAUUCUCCGCUCAACAAAUUCUACCUCCUCCAGGCGGACACUGGCAACAUACCGGGGGCACCCUCGGUCUCGCGAUGGUCCUACUGGAACGUCUGUGGUGUGCAAAACGGCCGCACCGUGUGCGGUGAUCAACACUACGAAGAUGUACACCCGGCAUUCCCGCUUGACCCUGCCUCGCACCGCAACUUCGGCACCACGGUGAAUGUGCCGCGGAGCUUUGUCCGCCACCACGGCUACUACUUUUAUAUGACCCGAUUCAUGUUUGCCUUUAUGUUGAUUGCCCUCUUUUUCGGAGUGUUCGCACUGUUGACCGGACUCCUGGCCCUGUGCACCCGACUUGGCAGCUACCUAAGCGGACUCUUGACCACCAUUGCCUUGUUCUUCCAGACAAUCCAAGCAGCCUUGAUGACGGCUGCGUAUGUCAAGGGUCGCGACAACUUCCGCAAGAACGGACAGGCCGCGAACAUCGGGAAAUAUGCCUUUGGGUUCGAAUGGGCCGCUGUUGCUUGCUUCCUGAUCUCCACGGUUUUGUUCUGCAUGGCCGGUUCGACACGUCGAGAGAAGACUCCGAAAGCCAAAAAACAAGGACGUGGAUUUUUCCGAGGACGACGAAGCCGGAGCACCCGAAGCAGAGGAAGCUUUUUCCAGGAGAAAGAGUACGGGGUAUAA
Molecule: messenger RNA, 765 nt
Organism: Capronia epimyces CBS 606.96
Lineage: Eukaryota; Fungi; Ascomycota; Eurotiomycetes; Chaetothyriales; Herpotrichiellaceae
Exons: 3
Coding region: 1-765 (254 amino acids)
Biological process (GO): endocytosis; cortical actin cytoskeleton organization; septin cytoskeleton organization
Cellular component (GO): plasma membrane; membrane raft; cell cortex
Source: RefSeq, a predicted model, not a curated record